Molecule: messenger RNA, 2557 nt
Organism: Aphidius gifuensis
Lineage: Eukaryota; Metazoa; Arthropoda; Insecta; Hymenoptera; Braconidae
Product: neuropeptide SIFamide receptor-like
Exons: 3
Coding region: 467-1942 (491 amino acids)
Biological process (GO): G protein-coupled receptor signaling pathway
Cellular component (GO): membrane
Molecular function (GO): neuropeptide Y receptor activity; peptide binding
Source: RefSeq, a predicted model, not a curated record
AGUACGCGGUCGACACCUAAAGCGGACUCAUUUUUUUUCCAUUUAAAUAAUCACAUCAAUAUAUCGCGACUUGAAAGAAAAAAUUAAAUUAAAUUAAUAUUUUUCUGUUCACAUAAAUUAAUCAAGUGUAUUAUAUUUUUUUUUUUUCAAAUUUUAAUUAUUUAAAAUACUUAUAAAAUAUAAAUUUAUUUAAAAAAAAAAAAAAUGUAUAUUUUUGUUACUUAAAAAAUAAAUAAAUUACUAAAUUAUUAUUAUAAUAAAAAAAAAUAAUAAAAUAAACAAUUAAUUAAGUGUAAAAAUGUUAAAUAAUGAAAUGAAAAUUUCAGCGGGAAAUAAAUAAUUUAAAAAGACAAUUGAUAGUAAAUAAGUGCACGUGAAAUAAGAUAUAAAAUAGAAAAAAAAAAAAAAAUGAAUUAAAAAAAAAAAUUAAAUAUUUAAAUAUAAAAGACAAUAAUUAAGUGUUUAAAUGGACGUAUUAUUAGUGGAUUUGACAUCAAAGAUUCUUCCAAUGUUACAACCACAGUCACCAUUACUAGAGAUGGCUUCACUUCGUCUUCCAGAUUCUGAAGAAUUUAAAGUCGAUAGAAACCAUCGAACAAGUAUUAAUGGACAGCUAAUAACAACUCGUAAUCCAUCACAAUCAUCAAUUGAAUUAUCAACAACUCUAUCACCUUUAUAUCAAUCAAAUGAUGUAUUUAUAAAAACAAAAGAUGAACUACAUGAAUAUUUAAAAAAUUCUAUAACUGAUUUAGUAACUUCAUAUAAUAAUAAUGAUGAUGAUACAUCAGCUGGUUUAUUUAAUGCAAGCACAUCAGAUAAUAUACCAAUUGAACAUAUGCCUAAUCGUUUUUAUAGACACAGUAUUUCAAUGACUGCUGUUUAUUGUAUUGCAUAUUUAUUUGUUUUUAUUGUUGGAUUAAUUGGCAAUAGUUUUGUUAUUGCUGUUGUUUAUCGUUCACCAAGAAUGCGUACUGUUACCAAUUUUUUUAUAGUCAAUCUUGCUGUUGCUGAUGUACUUGUCAUUGUAUUUUGUCUACCUGCAACACUCAUUGGAAAUAUUCUCGUUCCCUGGGUUCUUGGUCGUUUUAUGUGUAAAACUGUUUCAUAUAUACAAGGUGUUUCUGUUGCUGCAUCUGUGUACAGUCUCGUUGCUGUUUCACUAGACAGAUUUUUGGCGAUAUGGUGGCCUUUAAAAUGCCAAAUAACAAAACGUCGUGCACGUAUGAUAAUUGUUGUAAUAUGGUUCAUUGCAAUGACAACAUCAUCACCAUGGUUAAUGUUUUUUGAUUUAAUAAAAUAUGGUGAUGAUCCUGAUAUGAGAUUUUGUGUUGAAAGAUGGCCAAGACCACAAGAUGGUACAUUAUUUUUUAUAAUUUGUAAUUUAAUGUUGUGCUAUGUAUUACCAAUGAUAUUAAUAUCAUUGUGUUAUAUAUUAAUAUGGAUAAAAGUAUGGCGUAGAAAUAUACCAACAGAUACAAAAGAUGCACAAAUGGAAAGGAUACAACAAAAAUCCAAGGUUAAAGUUGUUAAAAUGCUUGUUGUUGUUGUUAUAUUAUUUGUAUUAUCAUGGUUACCACUUUAUGUUAUAUUUGCUCGUAUUAAACUUGGUGGUGAACGAGCUGAAUGGGAAGAUGAAUUAUUAACAAUUGCAACACCAAUUGCACAAUGGCUUGGUUCAAGUAAUUCAUGUAUUAAUCCAAUUCUAUAUGCAUUUUUUAAUAAUAAAUAUAGACGUGGUUUUAUGGCAAUAUUAAAAAGUGGUAGAUGUUGUGGUAAAUUACGUUAUUAUGAAACUGUUGCAAUAAUGUCAUCGUCAACAAGUAUGCGUAAAUCAUCAUAUUAUGUUAAUAAUAAUAAUUCAUCAACAAGACGUGCUUGUCAUGGACCACCUGUACAUCAAGAUAGCAAUGUGUCUUAUAUAUUUAAUCACACUGGUGUUUGAAUUGAUAUUUUAUCAAAAAAUUAACUUGAUCAAGUAAAUAUUCAAAUAUACUAUUUAAUAAAAUUUAAUAUUUUUAAUAAUUUAUUAUAUUAGUAUUUAAUUUAAUAUACUGAAUAAGUGUUGUGUGUUUUUUUUUUAAUUUUUCUUUUUUUCUUUUUUUUUUUUGUCUCAUCUGAAAUUGUCAAUCCGAGAUUUUGGAUCACCAUGAUCGAUUGGCAUUCGGAUUGUAUCAGUAUUAUGGAGUAUAUAUUGUUUGAGACAAAUUAUUCAUUUUAUUUAUAUUCUAGUUUGUUUUUUUUUUUUUAAUGUUUAUUUUAAGAUAUUAUUUUGAAUAAAACUUUUUCUAUAUAAAUUUUAAUGGCAAAUAAAAAAAAGAAAAUCAAUUGAAUAAAUAUUAAAAUGAUUACCAUGAAUUAUUCAUUUUGAAAAAUAUUUGAUUGUAUUUUUUUUUUUGCUGUGAUCUUGAUAAAAUUAUGUACACUUUUCUCUAUAUAAUUAUUGAAUAAAAAAAAAAUAACAAAAAUGAAUAAAAUUUAUCUGUAUUUAUCAUAUCUGGCAUGUAGCUUGUAUGUUUAUAAUAAAAAAAAAAAAAUGGAAAAUAAAAAAAAGAUAAAA